UAAAAGGGUGCAAGACUGUUGAGAUGUUUAUUUGAGCCAAAACUUUUGCUAGAGAUACAUAACGGCGUUGCGCACUCUGGUGCCAAAGCUCCCUGCAAUCAGGACCAUGGAGAGCUCCAGACUGUGGACGCGGAUGCUUGUGUGCGCCGCGCUUCUUUUAUUGGUGACUGGUGCCAGAGCUAACGAGCCAGACCCGGAGAUCGAGGUGGACGUGGACACAAGAGCCAUCAGGGACUUUUACCCGAAAGACCCGAACCUAACAAGUGAAAAACAGCUUCUCGGGGCUCUGCAGGAAGUUCUGGAAAAGCUGCAGACGAAACGAAUUCCACCUUGGGAGAAGAAAUUUGGUCAAGUUCCCAUGUGUGAUUUGGGGGAGCAGUGCGCAAUCAGAAAAGGAUCUCGAAUCGGCAAGAUGUGCGACUGUCCGCGCGGAGCGUUCUGCAACUUUUUCUUGUUAAAGUGCUUGUGAUGGAAAUAUACAUUACGGUUUGGUUUGGGAUGGGAUAGAGGGAAUGGAUGUGCAUAAUAUAUCACAAAUAAUUGCAAUUUUAUUUAUAUUAAUAUUUUUUUAUGUCCGGGAAUACACUGAAGAAAAGUUGUAAAGCUCGUCAAACAAUUAUGUGAUGUAUAGCUAAAUGUGAUAUCAUAAUAUUUAAUGGUAAUCUGCUGUUUUGUGUAUUA
Messenger RNA from Xyrauchen texanus (razorback sucker), 681 nucleotides. Its product is annotated as cocaine- and amphetamine-regulated transcript protein-like. Lineage: Eukaryota; Metazoa; Chordata; Actinopteri; Cypriniformes; Catostomidae. Gene Ontology annotation, molecular function: neuropeptide hormone activity. The transcript has 3 exons. Gene Ontology annotation, biological process: negative regulation of appetite; adult feeding behavior; G protein-coupled receptor signaling pathway. Bases 107 to 469 code for a protein of 120 amino acids. The record is from RefSeq and is a predicted model, not a curated record.